Molecule: messenger RNA, 4880 nt
Organism: Phacochoerus africanus (Common warthog)
Lineage: Eukaryota; Metazoa; Chordata; Mammalia; Artiodactyla; Suidae
Product: neuroblastoma breakpoint family member 6-like
Exons: 12
Coding region: 1958-3673 (571 amino acids)
Source: RefSeq, a predicted model, not a curated record
ACACAGAGAAAGGGACCCUCCUGCAUCUUUCCAAUUCAGUGACAUGCAAGAAUAAACAAAACUCAUCUGUGGGGAGAGGAUUCCGGCCCUGUUUGUCUGUGGAAGAUGGGAAUUGACUGGCAAGUAGCACGGAAGCAGUUUGGGAAUGGUGGAGGUGUAGCCUCUCGAUCUGGGUGGUGAUGCCACAAUGUAUACAGCAUGUUGAGUGUACUGAGCUGUGCUCAUAAGUUGUGUGUGUUUUUGUUCUAGUAACUUAUAUGUCAGUAUAGAACGGAUGGCAUUAAGAAAGGGGGGUGACAAAGACAAAAAGAGUGACAGAUGGCAGCAAACGGGUAACAAAGAUUCACCGUGUAAAUAAUAAGGAUGCUUUGAGAAGAAAGCCAAAGUGACUGAGCAGAACAAACACUACAGAGUAUGCUUAAGAGAAAAGAUAAGGAACUUUAAAAGUUCAACUCAUAUUAAAUGAGAGACUGCCCUGUUGGGAAAAUCACCCUGGAACGACCAUCACAGACCUCAUCGCCAUUAAACGUACUGUCAUUCUGUUGGCUAUAAUGGGAGAAGGUGGGUUUUAAUGCCCAGUAGAAAUGGUUUCUAAUGCACAAUCCUUUCCUCACCAAAUGUGUGGUCUGGGGAAAUUUUAUAACCGCUUGAGAUUUUCUUCAUAAGGAAAAUAACUUCUGAUUAUUCAGAUAGUUCAUAGGAUUAGAUACGAUCCCUUUAACUCUACUAGGUGCUAGGAACAUACCUGACUUUGUCCCUCCUUUGUCCACCGUGUAGUUGUGGACAGAAUACAGUUGGCAGGGAACAGAUAAGAUGCUCUCAAAUAAAUAUUCCCCACCCACCAUUUCUAGAAAGAAGUCAUGUGAAUAAUUGAAGGAGUAGGAGAGGAGCAAGAGUCUUUUGAACAGCCAUCCCCAAACCUUGACCUUGGCUAGUUUGCGUCUAAAAGCAGCCUUGACAACAUUUAGACCAGGACCAGCCCCUGCAGUGUUCCCUGUCUGGAAUGGAAUGAGGAGGUACAGUAGAGCUUAGAACAGCCUUUUCCCACAGGUUUGAUCCCUGGCCUGGGAUCUUCGAAGUUUGGGAUGUUAGGAUUAUCCAGAGGCCAACAGGCUGCCCCAGUGAAGAGAAGAAUCUGACAUAACACAGAGAUGCAGCAAAAAGAGCACUGAAUCAGGACAGAAUACUUCUUCUAAUUAUUCCUUCCCUUAGCAUUAUACUCUGCUUUUGUCCUACACGUUUAUGUCCCAGAUCACAUUGGGAACCCCAAAGAAGAACUUCAUGACAGUCUAAACGUUUGACAUCUUUCACUGGUGGAAGAGAUUUAGAAUGUGUUAACAUUUCCAGAGAAGGUGGGGGGACUUCGUGACAGCCCUUAAGACAAUAGGACAUGUUGGGAAACUACUUGUGUCUUGAUUUCUUGGUAAACAGAGGAGAGUGAAGAUGAGAGCUCUGCGCAGAUGUGUUUUGGAGGGAGGGAGCUAGCGCAGUGGUAUUAGCACAAGUGCAGACACCUAUGAAGUGUGGCUGCUGAGGAGGUGUCCUCAUGGCUGGCGACCUUCCCAAGGCACCAGGCAGCCUUGUGUAUCAGCACGGCCUAGGCCCCUGGAUCCAGGGGCCCCCAAGAUUCCAUCAACCCUCCCCCCACCUUCCAGUUCUGUUGUGGCAACUCCAAACAGUUCCCUGGCACCCUGGGUCCCCCUUCCUCACGCCAGUCCCCAUCUGAGCUACAGGCAGGGCCCUGGGCUCUGAGCUCUAGCAUCUUGAACUUGGUUUCUGUGGAUACAGACCCUCCAGUGUUGUGGGGUGUUGAUUCGGGUGUGCCCAAUGGUAAGUUAAGAAUUCCAGUUUUCCUCAUCCCUCAUUCCCGCUUCAGCCUCUGGGAUUCCACGUGCUUUAAUCCACCCUGUGUUGGGUGUCUUCUCCCCAGGCCCUGGCUGUCCUGCCACGGGUCACCAUGGCAGUGUCUCUUGGCCCUUUAUCAGACUUGAGGGCCCAACACAAACUCAUGCGAGAGAACCAGGAGCUUCAGCGGCAGCUGGCCCAGAGCAAGCAGGACUUCCGAGACCUCAGGGAGAAAUUCCUUGUAUCCGAAGCUACUGCCUACUCCCUGGCCAACCAGCUGCAGAAAUACCAGUGUGAAGGGGACAGAGACAUCAUUGAAUCCGUGCUGGGGGAGAAGCUAGAGUUUAAGGUGGUGAAGCUGGCAGAGAGGCUGGCAGAGGAUCCAGCGCUGGCCAAGAGGUUCCGGGAAUUGGAUGUCCUGAUUCACGCUCAGGCAAGAGAGCUGACCCAGUUACGGCAGAAGGUGAAGGAAGGGAGGGAUGACUGUGUCCUGCUCGUUCAGCACCUCACCGACCUCCUCACCCACAAAGACCUUGGCAAGGACCAGGGGCAGGGCUUGCGAGAGCAGCUGACUGAGGGACACAGGCUGGCAGAGCGCCUCGCCCGCAAGUUCAGCCCAGAGAGCCAUGAAGAUGAGGAGGACGACGACGAAGAAGCAGCACUCACCCCCAGCGUGGAAGUGCAGGAGGUUGCAAAGGAGGAGGUGCUACAGGACUCCCAGGAUGAAUGCAUUUCGACCCCUUCAAUGGUCCAGGAAAGGUCUGACUGCACCCAGCCUUCCGGUGAUGGCACAUGUGCAUCUGAUGAGCCAAAAGUUGGCCCUGCUGCAGAUGGAGCCUGUGCUGGCUCCCGCGCCAAAGAGGAUGACGUUCCCACCCCUCCGCCAGCAGAAAAUCAGAAUGGUCAUGAGGAAGUGGAUGGACAAGAGCCACUGCCCCCCAGCGCGGAGGUGCAGGAGGUUGCAAAGGAGGAAGUGCUCCAGGCGUUCCCAGAUGAAGCUGUUUUGGCUCCUUGCAUUCAGCAGGAAGGUUCUGACUGCUACCCGCCUUGCAGUGAUGGAAAACUGGCAUUUGAUGAACAGAAAAAGGGGUCUGCUCUGCAUGGAGCCUGUGGUUGCUCUCCUGCUGCAGAGGGUGAAAUUCCAGCUGGUCCCCCAGAAAGCCAGAAUGAUCAUAAUGGGGUGAAAGAACCAGAGCCACCUGUCCCCAGGCCUCCGUCCCCCACCAGGCUCCGCGGGGAGCUGCCGCCGAUGGCAGAGCGUGGUGUCCCACAGAACUCACUGGAUGGAAGCGCUUGGUCUUGCCCAGGUCUUCCCGACCUGUCGGACUCCUUCUGGCCUUACAGGAGUGCUGCCACCCUCUCACUUGAGAACGUGGAUGUCCCUGAUGCUCAGGAUGCAACCAGUGACACCUGGGGGGAUUGUCACAAAGUGCCUUUGAGUUUUGGAAGGCCAGAGAUGCAAAGUUCACAAGCUCAGCUGCAGACAAGCACCCAGGUGGCCAAUGAUCUGCAACUGCGCCUCGACCAGCAUUUAGAUCGUGGUGAUGGCAAAGCCAGGCUCCACCUUUCCCCCACCUUCCGGGGAUUUCCUGCCAACACUGAUACCGGGGACCAAGGGCCACUCUUCCAAGAGCUGGGUCUGGAUGCUUCCAUCGGAAUGAAGACCCCUCCCAAGCUGGAGGGUGAGGGCUCAGCUGCCAGCAGGCAGGAGUGUCGCGUGUGUCACCGCCUUCAUGCCUUAAGUUUCCUGAAAGAGAAGAUUAUCCAAAGAAGACUGCAGUUCAGCAAGUGGAGACUGGCCUGCAGAUUCCCUGGCCUCCUUGCUUAGGGUACCGAGGUAUCUGUUACUUCCAGAACUAAGAAGAGUUAUUGCCCAACCCCAAGAAACCACAGCAGAAAAGAUUCCUUUUCCACCUGAUGAGAAAAACCUACAACAGCCAAUCAAGUUGAAGCCCCAAAGGAACACUGGAGGGAUCCUUUCCUGAGAAUCAGCAUCUCAACCAUCACCUCCUCCACCCACCGUUUUUACUCCAAAAGACUGAUCUCAUGAGAGAAAUCGCAGUCAUCGGCCUCCUCCCAGGCUUCGGUGUGAUCAGUCGAUGAGGAGACCAGGGCCCAGGUGGACUACAGUUUGGAGCGACCUUCACCCUUGCUCCUGUCCACAUGCAUCCUCCUCACACAGGCAUCAGGAGCCGCUGGCAGACGGCCCCAUGUCCACCUGGACAUUCUUUGUCAGCACACGGGCUGUGGUCGGAGCAGACGCCCUUAGCUGUGCAGUGUUCUUGCCGAAAGUGUUCCGCCUGAGUGUCUUCAUGAGGUAGUUAUCAGACAGCUGCAGAAUGUAGGCCAGUGGCCCAGACACCUGGCCUGUCUUUCUUCAAACAGUCCACGUCUCCGCAAGAAAGACAACCAACAGGAGAAGAGAGAUUUGGGGUUCCGAAGGACUAAGAAGAUUAUGUGACUAUAAUUCUUGAGUCCUUUUGAACCCCAAACCUCUCCUCACCUUUUGUGAUUGUCUUUGACUGUGGGGACAUUGACUGGUUUGCAGAGGACAAGUCAGUUGUCUGGCUCACAAGUCUGCAUCCUUCAGUUGUCUGAUGAUUUCCUCCUGAUGCAAUUCAGGGGAACGCUUUCGCCAAGAGCACCACCUAGUGCCUGCUGUGUGCUUCCUAGCACAGCCCCGCAGGAGGCUGAGAGUGUCCACACUGCCUGCCACCACUCUUGUCAUUCGAGCAUUGGACGCUUUGUUCUGGAGGGCCCUGUGAGAUCUGUCCAUUGGAAAGACCUGUUUUUCUCUCUCUGAUCAGUCAUUUGCUUAGUGGUGUAUGAAUUGGAGUGUAUGAAUAUCUCAUCCUGUGAUGCUGUUUCUCUAAAAAUUUACUAUCCCUUAUCCAUCCCUGAUGUGUGUCCAUUGUCAUAUUUGUGUUUGUAUAUUGGAAACUUUCUCAUUCAGUCAUUCUUUAUACUUGUAUUGCUGCCGUUGUGCUGUGGAAAAGACAAUCCUUACCUCUUCCAUGUUAUUAAAAUGUUUUUUU